AUGGAUAACUCCACGCCGCUCGCGGACUACUUUUGGAUUGCUGGGAUAGAGCACAUCGCCUAUGACGAUGUCCCGGCACCUCAGCAGCCCCAGCAGCUGGACGAUACGAUCGUCGAGGACGGCGAGGGAGAGGAUACCGACACCUCAAUAGCGAGCCCAUCGCGGGCCACGGCUCGGCAUUCCCGCCAAAGCUCGACCAACCGUCUCUCCACCAUCUCUAAGCUCUCCAUGUCUCCCUCGCUUUCUGGUGGCGAAGGUAGGGUGCUGGAGGACGUCGACGGCAAUACUAGGAGUAACCGCAGUAGCGCCACCAUCCGGCCAAUACCGCCUCCAAACUUUGGCGCUUCCAAUACCAAUGGUUUCGGCGGAGGGGAAGGAAUCGGGUUUGAUGGGUUCCCGGCCGACUUUGACUUUGACAAGGCUCUUCUCAAGUUUGCUGCCGAGCGGGAGAACUUUCUCGACGAUCUCACCUUCAGCGCUGGCGCGAAGAUCCAGUCGAGGCCACCAAUGGUCAACCCAAGAACCGAGAAGCUAAAGGCCGAAGAUGUCGACGCGAGCGGGAGGAAGAGCCCUCUUAGGAGCAUCCGCGGCAGCAUCCGCCGCAAGAUGAGUUUUAGGGAUAUGAGCAGCGUGCGGAAGCAGCCCAUGCCCCCAAGAGCGGCUUCGGUUCGCACCGCAAAGCGCCUCAGCAACUACAACUCGGUCAUCCCCCCUCCCGAGCCGUUGAACCUGGACCCCGACAUGCAUCCCCUGAAGAGGCGAUUCGAGCCCGUGUUGCUCGACAGAUACCCUCAACGAGAUGCCUCGGCGGACGAGCUGGCGAGGAGAGGCAAGUUCCCAGACUACGUCCCCAUGUUCGCCUUUCCCAACGACAUUCAGAUCGUGUCCUCGGACGAGCGUCCACGGACGACAUGGCACGGGUUCACCAUGACCUCGGACGAUAAUUCCAAGAUCUACGGCAUCACCGUCAUCGUUUGGACCGCGCUGAAUGCCGAGGUGGCCGAGGAGGUCGAGAAACGUUGCGAGAUAUGGCGGCAGAGGCACAUGAGUAACGAGGAAAGGGAGCUUGCCGCCAGUCUGGGCGUUCGCCUGGCUGCCGAGCGGGCACAUCUCUCCCAGCUGCUGGCGAAACUCGGAACCGUACCUUCGGGCUCGGCGGCCAGAGAAUCACUCGACGAGCAGAUCAGUUCGGUGGAGGAGAAGAUCGCGCUCAUGACAGAGAUGCUAAGGCCGUUGAGACACGGCGCGGCAUCCAAAAUUGACGGUCUCACAGCCGGCGAGACGGGCCUCUGGACGCCACGGGCGUUCGGCAUCCUUGGCAGAGAUCCUUCCAAGAUGGGCUUCUGGAAGGAAUGGCUCAGGGCAGUUGUCGUGCCCAUGACCGACGGCGCGGUUUUGCGGAUCCCCCCAAGCUCUCCGAAGGUUGGGCGCUGGCAACCACUGGAGCGCUACGUCGUCAACCUCUGCACCGAGGCAUUCAGCCCCCUAAGCUCUCUAACCCAGGUUGAGUUGGGCGUGCGGGAGCUGCGGCUGUACGCACGAAAGGAGGCGGUCAACGAGAUUCCUGGAUCGCGCAGCAUCGACCUCUACGCCCUUUUUCGAUGCCUCUCACUGGAGAACAUUGUCCUCCUAUUCGAGUACGCCAUGUCCGAAGCCCGCAUCAUCUUCCUCUCGUCACACACCGGCAUGUUGCACCUUGCUUGCCAUGCGUUGGCCAGCCUUCUUUAUCCCUUAAAAUGGGCGAGCAUUUUCAUCCCUGUGCUGCCGGCGCGACUCAUUUCUGCCCUCGAGGCACCCUGCCCGUAUAUCGUAGGGGUGGAGAGACGGUACGAGAAGAUCGACCUUCCUGAAGACGACUACGUCCUCGUCGACCUAGACAAGGAUGCCAUUGACGCAUCGACAUCUCCGGUCAGCCUACCACGGCAACACCGGCGAAAGCUCCUCUCCCUGCUGCAGGUAGCUGCGCCUCACCGGUUGCGGUACGGCGUCACUGCCGGGCCCCCUCCGUACGCGGUUGAAGCGUUCCCGUAUGAUGCGUUUUCGGCCGAAAAUGAGGCGAUCUUCAAUCCGACCCCGGUGAAGAGCUCUUUGGGCAAGUGGGUGACGCAGAACUCGUCCACGUUUGGCGAGCCAGAUCCAGCCAGCUCGAUGCGCACUCCUCUUCUUAACGCCUUCGCGAAGGCCAAGAUCGACACCACAAAGCUUGAGCGGCCGCCGACCAGCAAGUCAAGCAGAGGUAGCCCCCCGUCGUCCGUGUCGCCUGUGUCGAUGCACUUCCCACCCAUGCCCACGACGCCCGUGUCACGCAGUGAUUCCGGGUUCGCCCAGACCCUCCGCGAGAAGCGUUCGGGGCACUUUGACGAGAAGUCUAGGCGCAGCUCUUCGUUUGGCAUGGAUAAACACCAUCCACCAAUGCACCGGCCAAGCCUCCCCUUUCUAAAUGGGCACAGCCAGAACCUGUCGAUAUCCGCCAUCUCUAUCGAUUCGCAGUCCUCGUUCGGUGGCUACGCGCCCUCCACGUACGCCCAAUCCACCAUUGCCGCAUCAACCAUCAUGCCCAACAUGAUGGUCCAGCCGGUGCGGAAUACCGAGAACACCGUUUGGGUGGAAGGACACUGCUUUAACUGGACCGUCGCUGAAGCCAAUUCAAUGUGCACCGUCUGUGAGGAGCGCUCGGAAGGGGACGGCCUCUACAAGUGCAACGGAUGCGACUGCCUGGCGCACAACCGAUGUCUGGGAUUCGUGUCGCUUGUGUGUCCCGAAGCUUUCCACGCCGACCGCGUCCGAGCAGCAUUCGUCCGCUGUCUAGCCAGCCUUCUGUACACGUAUCGCAAGCACCUCGGCCGGCCGACGAGGGAGCAAAAGUCCCACGGGCAGCUUUAUGCCUUCGAUAUGGAUGGAUUCAUUCGCAGCCUGCCGUAUGAUCAGCAGGAGUACGCCGUCAUGAUGCGGGAAACCCAAGCAUUCAACGAAUUUAUCCACGAACGCGAGCGCACGCCCGCCGCAGACCCGUCGAUCCGCCUCUUCGACGAGAUCAUACUCGCCAAGAAGGCCCGCGGCAAACCCACUUUCUCGGCCGGCCUCUCGCGCCUCUCAACGCUGCGCGCCAGCCACGGCGUCCCGCCGAACGGAGGCGGUUUCCACGCGCCCAGCAGCACGCGGUACGCGGGCGCCACGGCAACAAAGGUGGCGGGGUACCUGUCCGACACAACGGACCACAUCUGGCGCACGGCCUCGGUGCCCGUGCCGUCGGCAAAGUUCCAGGGCGAUUACCGGAGCGUUGUCACGCGCGUCCCGCUGCGGUUGGACCCGGCUCUCAUGCGGGAGCCCCGCGCGAUUCAGGGCGUGCCGAGGCCCAAGGAGCAAGGGAAGGUUGGCGGGAAGGGGCUGGUUAGGAAGCAGGUUGCUAGUAUGCUCGGACCGCCGACGCCAGACUUUAGCGUGCCGUGA
Molecule: messenger RNA, 3450 nt
Organism: Parathielavia appendiculata
Lineage: Eukaryota; Fungi; Ascomycota; Sordariomycetes; Sordariales; Chaetomiaceae
Product: DENN-domain-containing protein
Exons: 3
Coding region: 1-3450 (1149 amino acids)
Biological process (GO): regulation of Rab protein signal transduction
Cellular component (GO): cytoplasmic vesicle
Source: RefSeq, a predicted model, not a curated record